AUGGCGAAAAAGGCGUACUAUGCGGUGGCGAGAGGCAGACAAACGGGCAUAUUCAGCACCUGGGCAGAGUGCGAAGCAGCGGUGAGGAAAUACCCGAAUGCCAAGUUCAAGAAGUUUGAGAGCAGCAGCGAGGCAACUCAGUUUGUACGGGGAAAUAGCAAUGGCAAUGGCCAGUCCCAUGGCCCAGCCCAGGGCCAAGGGACUGCCAGCAGGCCACCGUCCAGUGGCUACAACAACAGACCUUCCUCCGGUGGUGUUAAAAAACCGUCCAGCACUUACAACAACAGAGCCCCCACCAGCUACAAAAGCACCGCUGGACCCUCCUUCUACGCCGUCAGAAGCAACAACCCAGACGCCCCCAGCAGAGUAUUCACCAACUGGACCGACUGCCAGGCGUACGUCCGUGGGAAAAGACACAUGUCCUUCAAGAAGUUCCCAACCAAAGAACAGGCCACCGCCUUCUCUACGGGCCAGGCUUCCCUGCAAACAACAUACGCACACAUGAACACCACCGAGUCAGAGUUCAUCAACCAAUACAAAAUCCCCCAGCAAGCCGCACCAGCCGUCAAAGUAGCCCCAAACCCAAGCCACGUCUACUGCGACGGCUCCUCAUUGAGCAACGGGAGCGGCCGCGCCAGGGCAGGCUACGGCGUGUACUUCGAAAACGAAAACAUCAGGAUCGCCAAACCCUUAACCUCGGGCCCCCAGACAAACAACAGGGCCGAACUAACCGCAGUCCACGAAGCCCUAGACCAUAUCUGGAACGAACUCGAAUCCAACUCCUCCUCCUCCUCCUCCUCCGAAGUGAACGUGAAAAAAUACACAAUCCACACAGACAGCGAGUACGUCGUGAAGCUUUUGAACGACUACUCGAAACACUCCACGCCGCAGCAGCUGAAAGCCGCACCCAACGGCGACAUCGUCGCCCCGUUGGUGCAAACCUACAACAAGGUCAAGCAGUACUACGACGUCAACAAAGACGUCCUGGGCCUGGGCGCAGAAGACGGCUUGCAGGUCGACUGGGUCAAGGGCCACGCCGGCGUCCCGGGCAACGAAGUUGCCGACCAGCUUGCGCGAGAGGGCGCAGCAAGAGGCAUCCAUAGUUGA
Messenger RNA from Kluyveromyces marxianus DMKU3-1042, 1107 nucleotides. It is a transcript of the gene RNH1, whose product is annotated as RNA-DNA hybrid ribonuclease. The coding region runs from base 1 to 1107 and encodes 368 amino acids. The record is from RefSeq and is a predicted model, not a curated record. Gene Ontology annotation, molecular function: magnesium ion binding; nucleic acid binding; RNA-DNA hybrid ribonuclease activity. Lineage: Eukaryota; Fungi; Ascomycota; Saccharomycetes; Saccharomycetales; Saccharomycetaceae. Gene Ontology annotation, biological process: DNA replication, removal of RNA primer. The transcript has a single exon.